This is a messenger RNA of Cydia pomonella (codling moth), 6574 nucleotides long. Its product is annotated as tubulin monoglutamylase TTLL4-like. NCBI's taxonomy places the organism in Eukaryota, Metazoa, Arthropoda, Insecta, Lepidoptera, Tortricidae. Gene Ontology annotation, cellular component: cilium. Gene Ontology annotation, biological process: protein polyglutamylation; microtubule cytoskeleton organization. The record is from RefSeq and is a predicted model, not a curated record. Gene Ontology annotation, molecular function: tubulin binding; tubulin-glutamic acid ligase activity. Bases 665 to 3841 code for a protein of 1058 amino acids. The transcript is spliced from 17 exons.
GAAAAUUUAAAUGUCAAUGUGAAAAAAAGACAAAGUAGUUUUUAUCUCACUCGCGCUCGAAUAAACAGAAUGCGCUAAAGAAGAACAGCACAUCAUGUCAAACGGCUCUUUAUGCUAUUCGGCUUAAAUGGAAAUGAAGAAGUUUGAUAUACAAUUUCUUUAUUUCUUUUAAAAUUAGUAAAUACAGUUUGCAAUGAAGAUCCCGAUCAAUAAAUCUAAAGAUUAUUUACCAUUUGUGCAAAAUCGAUAUUCCUCAAGUUGGCCUUGAAUAAAAUAUUAAACGUAAUCUAAUUUACUUACACGUGAAUAGAUAGAUUUUAAUGAAUGGGUGCUAUGUGUGAAUCUCUCAGUCGCAAUCGCCAUUACUAUCGCUCUUUAUUGUCGUUAGUAAGAUGGCAUAACGUGUUAAGAAGUGCGUAAUAAGUGAAUUGGUUUCUCAAGAUAGUGGAUAUUCAUUAUUUUGUAAAUAGAACGCGGUUUUCUUUCAAUUUUGGCGGGAUUGCUGGCACGUUUCGGUAACGUUGAAUGGCGGUCUGUCAUCUGUCGUCGGUGGACUCGGUGGCCUCAAGUUGAGGCCCUGAACACCGAAACUAAGUUCAUGUCUUGCAAUCUCGUAUCUUUAAAUUAGCAGUGCCUUUGUGAAAAUUAUUGUAGGGGUCGUUCGAUGUGGACGUUGGAUGAUGCGUCAGGAGUAGGCGCGUCGGCUAUGGAUGGGAGACGCGUGAGUCCACAUUACGAGGCAGGAUUCGAUUCGUGUGAUCCGUUAGGGUCUGUGUUGUGGUCAGGAGGGUCGGGGCGCUCGGCGGGUCGAGUUCUGCGCCGUCGUUGUCGCAGCGAGGGCGUGGAUCGGUCACCGUACGAGGAUGCGUCGCGGGAGCCCCUGAGAUCGGCAGACGGGAUUCCGCGGCACCGGGUGCAGCCCAACAAGAGUUUCUUCACGUUGAACAACUCGCCCGAUAGGUACAACCACGAGUGCACACUACCAAGAGCGCACAACGGCGACUACCUCAUGGCUCACGAACAAAAUAGACACCAUGGUUACCAGCCAGGUAGAGCAAUGUUCAAUCGAACAAGCCCCAUCAGACCUUUAAUGGUGACAACAUUAUCAAAUUCUAAAUUAGAAGAAACCAGGUUGCCAAAAGUAGAAGAACUCAUAGAAAAAUUAGACCAUGACAUGGUUGAAUACACUGUAAAACAACCUUUGAAAUCAAUACUCAAUAACCCUUUACCAAAGUCUUCGCCACCAGUUGGCAUACUCAAGAAACCAAAGGGGCGUUCAUACCAGGAGCCUAGGAGUACUGUAGAGGGCCGCAGACGACAGAGAGCGGCCAGUGAAUCUGACAAUAUGUUUACCAACUUUAAUAAUCUUGGCUCUCCCAUAUCUGGGUAUGAUAGCCGCCUAUCCUACCUCUCGAGCAACAACAAACGUCUUAAGGACAACUCGGGCUGUGGCUACUCGUACGGCACGGCCCUGGCGUCGCUCAGCGCGACCCCUCGUAAUAAAAGCCCCACCUUCCCCAGGAGAUGCGCCUGCAAAGACGCACCACCCAAGGAGGAGACCAUGCACGUGCUCAGGACCACUGCCAUCAACAACGAGCAUGAUGAUGUGAACCUACAGCAAUCGCCGACCCCCACUUGCCCGGCCAUCAGCCCAGCCCUGCCGGUGAGCUCAGUGACCUCAAUGCCGGUGCCGAAGAAGGUCGUCAAGACCGGCAAGAAGAAGGUCAAGUCAAAGAAGAUCAAAGUCCCCAAAGUCUCUCAUACCGUGUGCAACCAUGGGGAAGAUGAGGCGGAAGACGCGCUCAGCCGCUCCCCCUCCCCCGACGGCCACACCGACGGAGCCUGGCAGAUGGAGACGGACAUUAUCGACGUGCUGAAAGAGAAACCUCCACCCAAGCUCGACUCCGUCGAAAGCCCGCCCUCCGCGAAACUUACUCCGAAGACCAACGGGGUUAGCGCGCCGAAGAAAGUUCUAGAAGCGAAAGUUCCAGAAAAAAAAUCUCACAUCAAAGAAGAAAUGUUCUUCACAGCUUUGCAUACGACAAAUCCUUUCAAAUACACUCCAACUCGUAAAGAAUCACCUCUGUGCAUACCCGACACCGCAACCAACUGCCUGCGCCAGUCCCUGUUCCCGCGCGUGCCGCCGUACCUGAAGUUCGUGAGCUACGACGAGGCGACGGCGCAGAAGAUCCCCGCGCCCAUACAGAAGCACCUCAAGUGGAAGCUCACCAGCAUUACACCUAUAGUCGUCAAAAAAACACUCACCAAUUCGGGCUUCCGGCUUGUUAAGAGCGAGUGUGACACUGCCGAAUGUCCUCAAGAAGAAACGGUAGAAUGGAUCGGUAUAUGGGGCAAACACAUGAAGUCCCUAAUGUUUAGGGCGAUCAAAGACGGCCAGAAAAUGAACCACUUCCCGGGCACCUUCCAAAUCGGCCGCAAAGACCGCUUAUGGAGAAACCUGCAGAAGCUGGUGGCCAAGUUUGGGGACAAAGAGUUUGGUAUCAUGCCCAAAUCGUAUGUCCUGCCGCACGACUUGAAGUUAUUGAAGUAUGACUGGGAAAAGUAUGCAGCUAAUAAUGAGAGGUGGAUCAUCAAACCGCCGGCAUCCGCCCGCGGCACCGGCAUCAAGGUGGUCUCCCGCUGGACGCAGAUCCCUAAGAAACGGCCCGUGGUCGUGCAGCGCUACGUGUCCAAACCGUACCUCAUCAACGGCAACAAGUUCGACAUGCGCCUCUACGUGCUCGUCACGUCCGUGCACCCGCUCAGGAUAUACUUGUUCAAGGACGGACUCGCCAGAUUUGCAUCAGUGAAAUACAACGAUGAGCUGACGUCACUCAACGAUAGGUACAUGCACCUAACCAACUACUCCAUCAACAGACUGUCCAAGAACUACACGCCCAACGAAGAUUUCGCGGCCUGCGAGGGCCACAAAUGGACGCUUCAAAGCUUGUUCCAAUACUUAAAAUCAGAGAAGAACGUGGAUACGGACGCACUAUGGAACUCAAUGAAGGACCUCGUUAUCAAGACUGUGAUCUCUGGCGAAGCUAGCAUCAGUUCGCUGACGAAAGCUAACAUCACUUCGCGGUACAACUGCUACGAGCUCUUCGGCAUCGAUGUACUGCUGGACGAGGAUCUGAAACCGUGGUUGUUGGAGGUGAACAUCUCGCCGAGCCUGCACAGCGCGUCGCCGCUGGACACGCACGUGAAGGGCCCGCUGGUGCGCGCCGUGCUCAACAUCGCGCAGUUCCAGGUGCCGCUCAAGGUCAACCUCGACAUGCUCGUCAAGGAGCGCCCGCACAAGCUGGGUGGAUUACCUUACGACAGCAGAUUAUAUACAGUGUAUUUGUCUAAAGAAGAGAGAGACAAGCAUAUUAUUUACACUAAUAUGGAAGAAAGAGAUUUGUACUUACGCGACAUCCUGUCGACGCUGACGCCCGACGACGUGCGACACCUCAUCCAGGCGGAGGACGAGCUCACGCAGUCCGAGGACAUGGAGCGGAUAUUCCCCACGAAGACCACUCACCACUACCUCAACUACCUCAGCGGCCCGCGCUACUACAACCGGCUCUUUGACGCGUGGGAGACGCGGUACGGCACCAACAGGGAAGCAGGGCUGCUGCUGCUCCGCAACCUGUGCGACAUCGGCUACCACCUGGAGGUGCCGCCCGUGCCGCUGAAGGGCAAAGUGACAAGUGCGCUUAGGCGCGCCUACUUGGGUUGUAAGCACAUCGCCCACAGUAAGUGCGUAGAGAAACGAGUACAGUGGAACGCCAAGAGUGAAUCCGAAAUAGAUGUUUUUUUAAACGUAAACGUGUCGGUGUACCCAAUAGGGAUGCUAUAGAAAAAUAGACGUAAGACUGACGAUAGCAGUGGAAAUGUUGGUAAGCUAGACGCAUAGUUGAAAGGGGAAAGUGUAUAGACUGAGUAAAAUGCGACGUGGGCCCCCGCACACAAGUUCACAAGUAACAAUUAUUGUUAAUAAAUUUUCAAACAAGAGUCUACGUAUAUUUUCAAAAAAGAAUCUCUAACUAAUUAUCGCAGUAAAUCGAACAAUGUGUUAAAUUAUUAGACACCUACACACUUGAAUUAUUUUUCUUGUUACAUAUUAAAAAUAAGAUAAUGCUUGUAAAAUGAGUAGUUAUUUUAACACUACAGAGAUACAAUUCCGGUUCUAGUUGCCAUUUGUUAAAAGCAAAACCAAUGCAACGUGGUAUUAAACUUUGUGAAAAUGUGUGUGUUCGCUAUUGUUCUUUUAUGAAGUUGAUUGACGUUACUAAUUUGAAAAAAUCCUAUCUUGUACUGUCAAAGAUAAUUGCGGUAACUGUGUAUGAAUUGCAUACGGAGUUUCUGCACUGCAACUUUGAGGUGAAGUAUGAGAUGCAAGAUCUUUUCGAAGUGGCGACGUUGUUUUUCUCUGUUUAUUUUACUAUGCUAGAACGUUGUAACGAGGUUGUGUUCGGUUUAGAGCUAAAUAGUAUUUUCGAUCAAAACCUUGUCCAUUGUAGGUACAUUUUGUAAAUGUUUUAGUUCAUUGGAACGUUCCAAUAUUUCGAAAUAUUGCAGUACGUAAAUCAAAUUGGCUUCACACCGCAUAGUAAGAACAGGUUUGAGCAGCAGGCGUACUACGGUCGUAUUUAUUGCGUUAAUAAUGACACAUGUCGUGAAGUGACGCAUUAUUUAACUUGCCGCUAUCGACGCGAAAAGCGCGAUUGUACUUGUUGGCCCAAAAAAAUACAGCUGUUUGUAUGGACCAUCAGUCUUUAAAUUUUUGGUGGUUCAAUAUGAUUCGCGUACUCGAUGAAGUUCGUUUUCCUGCAUCAACUUAGACCAACCGUAUACUUGCGAGUUGCGAUUAAAUAGCCCAGUGUUUUGACACUGAAAUGUAUACCAGGACAGCUAUACGUUGUUCGUUUACAAAUGUAUUUGCUUAAAUUUAGAAACCUGUGUCAGUACUUCAUCAAAGUUUCAAAAUUUUAUAUUGGUAGUUGUUACUCGAAAAUAGAAAAAGAAAUAGCUGUCAAAAGUAUCGUUACCAACAAAUAUAUUAUACCGUACUUGGUUACGCAUGGACCGAAUGAAUGUUAUACAGAAUUUUAUAUAUAGAUAAUUGUACAAUAAUUGGUGCCUUAUCCUUUUAUAAAACUUUACCCAUGUUACAGUAUUUAGGUAGGUGAAAUUAUUAUCUAGUACGUGUAGAUAUUUAUGUAAAACUGUAUGUUGGUUUUAGUAAGCUACUAUUUCGGAAAUAGAAUUUAAGAUAAGACUCAACGUGUCACUUUUACCAGGUAAAAUAAAUUGAUUAUUAUGAAUAGAUUUACAUAUCAUUUUUUCUAGUCGCUAGAAAAUAGGAAAACAGAUUGUAUCAAUAAUGUAUGUACUUAUUGUACUUUAUUGUUGUUCUCUCAUUAUAAACAUUGGAAAUAAUUAUAGGUCAUAAUACUUAGAUAACUAUUGUUUAGUACAUUAUUAUUUUAUUAUCAUUUAUAAUUAAGAUAUGUAUGUAUUUAGCAUUUAUUUACGCUAUAUUCUAAUAUGCUUUUGCUAUUGACUCAUUUUUAAGCACUAACAUUCAUUUACGUUUUUGCAUGGGUUUGGAUAUGUUUUCUAGUUUGUAAACUUGAAGAAAUUGAACACAAUCUUUAACGUCAAAAUAACAAUUGAAUUUAUUUGUUUGGAAUAUAAUAUGGCACGUCCAUACCGCUAUCAUUUCAGUUUAUCUUACUUAUGUGUUAAAGGGUGUGUUUAAUGCCACAUCCAAGAAUUUGAUACACUAUCGUCAUGGUACAUCAUGGUAGUAAAAUUCUGAUGUCUAGCUAUAAAUUGAGCCAUAGAUACAAUAUCUAUCAAUAUAAAUAUGGUUCGUUUGCAUGAUGACAUUUGUAAAGAAUUUUGACCAUAACCAUCUUUGACCUUAUAUGCCUUACUAGAAAGAAGUGCUUCUACUUAAAAAUACUUACGUAUUUGAGUGCUUUAUACUCAACCUAUAACUGUCGUGUGUGUGUCCGAUUCUUGGCCGUGGAUGGCUGCGGCCUUCUUUUGAUCCUUUUUUAAGCCACUCGUCUCUUUCUAAACUAACACACUGACAGUUACCGUUGACUACUACCUAAAAGAAAGUCGUGGCGAAUUGCUGUAUGCCUUGUCUAUCAAGGCGUGUAGGAAAGGGACAACUAACCUGGCACCAUUCGCUCGCGGUAUGUGCUGAUCGUCCAACGCUCUUUGAAUAGACAUUAAAUUCAUGUUCAAAUCCUUGUUAUUUCACCAAAGCUUAUCUGCGCAAUAAGUAUUUCAAUAUGUGACACAUUUCCUUUUUUCUGUUACGAAGUAACAUCAAUGGUUAAAGUUUUGAACAUGCAUUUAAUGUGUUCUAGGCCUCAUACGUAUUUAGUAGUACUUAUUUAGUAUUUGGCACUACUUAAUAAAAAAAAAUCAUAACUGAUAUCGGGAUCCAUUUGUAAGCCAUCAUUAACAACUUCGUAGUUUCAGCUAAAGCUACUAAUCCGAUAAUUAAGAUUAGUUGUAGUAAAUGUAGUGUCAGUUGUUCUUUCUAGUCCAAAUAUAUUGUUUUGUUCUCCAA